Homarus americanus (American lobster) is the source of this 994-nucleotide messenger RNA. RefSeq lists its product as uncharacterized. The record is from RefSeq and is a predicted model, not a curated record. NCBI's taxonomy places the organism in Eukaryota, Metazoa, Arthropoda, Malacostraca, Decapoda, Nephropidae. The coding region runs from base 67 to 702 and encodes 211 amino acids. The transcript is spliced from 2 exons.
UCAACAUGUUGGUACAUAUACUGGCUAUCACUGCCGCUCUCAAGCAUUCUUCCUGCCGGCCGCAUCAUGAAGCUCCUAGUGUUGUGUGUGCUGGUGUGUGGUGGUGUGAGGGCCCAGGAGAACUCCACCGCCGCUGACUCUCCAGCCGACCCUCAGCCAGCUGAACCCACUCAAGAAAAUGACAAGAGGGACAAGCGACACUGGUCCUACGGUCGUCCCUACCCCAGCUUUUACAAUGAUCCCUACCCCAGCUCUUACGGUCGUCCCUACCCCAGCUCUUACAGUGGCCCCUACCCCAGCUUUUACAGUGGUCCCUACCCUCUCCCCUACCCUGAUCCAAGCCCUCUCCCCUUCCUCCGCUAUACUCCUGGGCCUUACUUCCAUGGCCCUGCCAGUUCCCCCUUCCGAGGUGGUAUAGACCCCAGGACUCGUAACCCGGAAUUAAGUGAUAGAAACAACAGAAACCGGCUGGACAGAGACUACGCCCCGUUGUACGGAGGUGGCAGCUUUGUCGGAGGUGUACCUCUGUCAGAGCUGGAGAACCUUCUCCACCGCCAAGAACUGUGGUGGCAGCACAAACAGUGGCAGAGGGACCAGCUGCGGAGAGUCCCUAAUGAGGACAACUACCGCCAAAGCUUGAUCUCGCCCAGAAGUACUGCUGGUGAAGGAGCCACAGGACCACACCAGACACCCGGCCCCUAGUGGCCCCGUGCUCGCCCCUCAGGCACUACCCUUAGCGCCUCAGUGAGUGGCCCAUCUUCCCUCCUAUACAGGAUGGCGUGGCUCCGGGACUUAGUGUAGUACUGAGGUGACGUAACAACUACUCUCCUGCUGCAGCUUGUGACACUGGUGGAGUCAAGUUAUUACAAAAAAAAGUGAAAUAUUUCUUUUAUAUUUUGAUGCCAGACACCGACCUCCCCAUAAGUUAUUGUAGCCUGAGGAAGAUAAACUGUACACCUCACUUGUAUCGCUUAAUAAACACAAUAUAAUGGAA